Molecule: messenger RNA, 753 nt
Organism: Rotaria sp. Silwood1
Lineage: Eukaryota; Metazoa; Rotifera; Eurotatoria; Philodinida; Philodinidae
Source: the annotation of a GenBank genome assembly
AUGACAUCAAACGGUUCUUUGAUGACGCCAACAAACAGUUCUCCUGAUUUUAAUUCCUCAAAAUUACAACAAACAUCUCAAUCAAUCCCAAAAUUAAUCAGACGAUCAUCUGUAUCAAAUACAACACAAAAGCAAAAUGGUUACACUACGAAUCAACGUCGUCUAACGCAUUCAACCAUGAAUAAUGAUUUUCUUAAUACACGUGCAUCAUCAUCUUUAGCUGCACCACUUCUUAUUGAUACAAUGAAUAAUUUUUUUGAAGCAACAAAAGCUAUGGAAGAAGAAAUAAUGUUACCAUCAAGACUUAAAGACAUGCCAGUUGAAGAACUUGUCUUCGACAAUUCUGUUCAACCAGAUAAUUGGCAUGAUAUUUAUGCAUUUAUUCGAGAAAUGAGAAAUCAAUUACAACGUACACAUCCAUUUGCUGAAGAUGAUGAUAAUAAUACUAACACUAAUACUAAUACUACUACUACUAAUAAUAAUAAUAAUUCAAAUGUACCCCAAAGAAAAUAUUCCACUGAUGAUGAAGGAAUUAUAAUUCCACAUUAUGAUGCUAAUCAAUUUUCAUCAGCAUCAUCAACAGUAUCAUCUGAUGAAUUCGAUCAAAUUUCAACAUCAUCGAUUGCUACAUCAUAUGAAACAAUCAAAGAUGAACUUAAAUAUCAUUAUUAUGGUCUUUUUCGAUCGCUUGAUAAUUUAACAGGAAUGGCUAAUCGUGUAGCAGAAAAAUAUCGAGAAGAAACUACUUUUUAA